CAAUUAGAUAUGUACACGAUUCGCAUAGUAUAUAUAAUCUCGAACACAAUUACUUUUUAGCACACAAUCAAGUUGUAGAUACAACGUUAUCAAGUUGUAGAUACAACGUUAUACCGAAAAUUUAUACAUCACCGUUCAAACAACAUCCGUUGGAGAGCAUGGCAGACAUGUAUAUUAUGAGAACUAUCUACGAACAUGACAACAUACCCGAAGGCACGCACGUUCGUGUGUUGUCUCAAAGUGCCAACUGGGCCAUAUGCACCAGCGAUAUCACUAAUAGUACAUUAUUCCGCAUACCCUUAAACUACCUAGCGCA
Molecule: messenger RNA, 316 nt
Organism: Sphaeroforma arctica JP610
Lineage: Eukaryota; Ichthyosporea; Ichthyophonida
Exons: 1
Source: RefSeq, a predicted model, not a curated record